CCCCCUCUUUGUUUCUCUGACCCAUUCUCUGUUUUCUCUAUAGCAAAUGAUAGAGGAGAAAAACACACGCACAAUUCACACUCACACUAAUUAAGUGAAUUAUGGAACUCAGUUUAGUUUUGUCCUUGGACUUCGUACCCAAAACCAUACCUGAGAUUCUCCUCGAAGUUUCGUCCAUCUCUGAUUCCUUCACCAAGCGCUCCAAGCUCGACGAUUAUGUCAACAGAUUGGAGGACGAAAUGAAGAAAAUCGACGCCUUCAAACGGGAGCUUCCUCUCUGUGUUCUUCUCUUGCAAGAUGCUGUUUUGAGAUUGAAAGAGGAGACGUUACAGUUGAAGGAUCAGCCCCCGGUGAUUGAAGAGUUUAUACCAUUGAAAGGAAGUUCCGAUGAAUCCGACGACGGGGAAAGCGAGAGGAAGAAGAAGUGGUUGAGUUCCGCUCAGUUGUGGAAUACCAACUUUGAUUUCGACGACGAAAAGCAAAACCCCAAAUCGGAUACCAACUUGAAUGGUGAGGAAGACGAUCGGUCUGUGCCGCAGAACCCAAUCGAACAUUGGGAUUGUGCAAAAAGACGAAGAGAAUUCGAAUUGUUCAAAGAUCAAUCCAAUUUCGUGAAAAGGAAGGAAGAUGGGGCGUUUUCUGAAGUCCCAAAACUUACUCUAAUGACUCCAAUCUCUGAUCCCUUCCCUGUUAAUUUGACAGUCAAGAACAGUGGCAGGGGCGCCAGAGCCGCCGUUCCUGGCUUGUCUUCGCCGGCAGCGCAAAUUAAGGCACAGACGAAACUGUCGCAGCAGCAACAGACCAUAAGGAAACAAAGACGAUGCUGGUCGCCGGAGCUCCACCGGCGCUUCGUCGACGCGCUGCACCGACUCGGCGGAUCUCAAGUGGCGACGCCGAAACAGAUAAGGGAAUUGAUGCAAGUGGAUGGGCUGACGAACGACGAAGUGAAAAGCCAUCUACAAGUGAGGAUUAAGAACAAACACAAUUUUAAUUUUCUGGGUCUCUUUCAGAAUCCUCCUCAUUUUAAUUUUUCUGACAUCUGAGA
This is a messenger RNA of Momordica charantia (bitter melon), 1045 nucleotides long. The record is from RefSeq and is a predicted model, not a curated record. NCBI's taxonomy places the organism in Eukaryota, Viridiplantae, Streptophyta, Magnoliopsida, Cucurbitales, Cucurbitaceae.